This is a messenger RNA of Verruconis gallopava, 2519 nucleotides long. RefSeq lists its product as uncharacterized. The coding region runs from base 34 to 2376 and encodes 780 amino acids. The record is from RefSeq and is a predicted model, not a curated record. The transcript is spliced from 2 exons. NCBI's taxonomy places the organism in Eukaryota, Fungi, Ascomycota, Dothideomycetes, Venturiales, Sympoventuriaceae. Gene Ontology annotation, biological process: wybutosine biosynthetic process. Gene Ontology annotation, molecular function: 4 iron, 4 sulfur cluster binding; catalytic activity; FMN binding.
GAGUUUGAACAAAAUCAUAUGAAAUCGUGAAAAAUGUUCUCUCUCUUCAAUAUCGGGAGUCUUCCAUCUGAAGCACUCGAGCUAUGGCAUGUGCACAGAACACCAAUUAUAUUGGCCAUAGCCGUGAUUCUCAUUGUCUUCCGGGUAUGGAUACGGUUCUCCUGCAGAGAUCAAGAAGAUAUCAUCGAUUUGAACAGAGAGAAAUCCAUCGACUCCGCGGAAACGCGGACCAUGAAUCAUAAGCCACCAAUUGAUCAUGCUCCGAUUGAGUUUGGCUUCGAUGAUAAUAAUUUUAAAGCUGCUGAUGUGACUAAAACGUCGAAAGUUCGUGGCAAGUUGAGCCCGAAAAGAGUGAAUGGGAAGAAGAGGCAGGCAAAGCCUUUUUCUAACCUGCCCAGUCAGGGCUUCGAUCCUGAGCAAGACUCCGUCAAGCCCCUAGUUUUCUUUUGCUCUCUGGGAGGCAAUACUGAAAAGGCUGCAAAAGACUUCGCCGCCGAUAUCAACUCGUGGCGAAAAACUCUGGACGCCCCUUGUAAAGACCGCAUCCUGGAGCCAGAAAUACUCGAUCUAUCUUACAUUGAGUAUGAAGAGUACUUCGUCACCCCUCCGGCAGAUAGCAAGGUCGAAAGUGCAAAUAAGCGACCCAAGUAUUUCUACACGAUCCUGCUUCCAACAUACAACAUUGAUUCUAUUCUCGACAAUUUUCUGGACCAUCUCAAGGAGACACACAAUGACUUCCGGAUUGAUACAGCACCGCUUUCACCGCUUCUAGGUUACUCUGUUUUCGGGCUCGGGGACAGGGAGGGCUGGCCGACUGAGCAAGAAGGAUUUUGCUCUCAAGCCAGGGAAGUUGAUAAAUGGAUGGCGAAGCUGACGGGAAGAAAGCGCGCGUUUCCUCUUGGAAUGGGUGACAUGAAGCUUGACGGCAAGCAGAGACUGUUCGAAUGGAGAACAGGACUACAGGAUGUGGUUCUUGAGAUUGCCAAGGGUAAUGGGUUAGGCGAAGGUGUUGUCGGUAGCGGGGAUGCUAUCGAGAGUGAUGAAGAUGAUACUGAUACCGAAGAAGCGAAUGCAUCGCAAUCGCUGGACGACGUGGAAGAUCUCUGGAAAUCAUAUCGCAAUCGUAUGAAUGGGCCAGUGCCUGUUGACUUUACGAACUACAACUCCAAUUCAAAACCAGCUGAUUCAACACCUCUUAAGGAAAUGGUACCAAAAACAUCACCCACCUACGCUGCACUCACUAAACAAGGCUACACCAUUGUCGGCUCUCACAGCGGGGUGAAAAUCUGCCGUUGGACGAAAUCUGCGCUAAGGGGACGGGGUUCAUGCUAUAAGUAUUCGUUCUACGGUAUUAAAUCGCACCUUUGCAUGGAGACUACACCGUCGCUAUCGUGUAGUAAUAAGUGCGUGUUCUGCUGGCGGCAUGGGACUAAUCCCGUGGGAACGACAUGGCGAUGGAAGGUUGAUCCUCCUGAGAUGAUCUUUGAAGGCGUUAAGGAGGGUCAUUACAAAAAGAUCAAAAUGAUGAAAGGUGUUCCUGGAGUAAGGGCGGACCGGUUCGCAGAAGCAAUGCAGAUCAAACAUUGCGCCUUGAGUCUGGUCGGUGAGCCGAUUUUUUAUCCGCAUAUCAACGAGUUCACCAGGAUGCUUCACAAGGAACAUAUAUCUUCCUUCUUGGUGUGCAAUGCUCAGCACCCCGAUCAGUUGGCUGCAUUAAAUCACGUCACACAAUUGUACGUCUCGAUUGAUGCAUCUAACAAAGAUUCCCUCCGCAAGAUUGACCGUCCGCUGCAUCGCGACUUCUGGGAACGCUUCAUACGCUGCUUGGACAUUCUUCGCGAAAAACGAUUCACUCAACGCACUGUCUUCCGACUCACCCUCGUGAAGGGCUUCAACAUCGACGACGAGGCGGAAGGGUACGCAGAUCUCGUUGCUCGCGGAUUGCCGUGCUUCGUUGAGAUCAAAGGAGUAACUUUCUGCGGUACAUCUACAUCAUCCUCUGCAGGUUUAACGAUGCAAAAUGUUCCCUUCUAUUCUGAGGUAUGCGCUUUUGUCGUAGCCCUGUCGAAGGCGCUGUCCAAUCGAGGACUCAAGUACGGUAUCGCAGCUGAGCAUGCACAUAGUUGCUGUGUGCUACUCGGUGAUACAGAUCGGUUCUUGAUAAAUGGAAGAUGGCACACUCAGAUUGGGUAUGAAAAAUUUUUCCAGUGCCUAGAGAGUGGAAAGGAGUUUGGGCCGGAAGAUUACAUUGGCGACCCGACUCCAGAGUGGGCCCUUUGGGGGAAUGGAGGUUUCGAUCCAAGAGAUGAGAAAGUUGAUCGGAAAGGCAAUAAGCAAGAUCUGCCGGUGAGCGGUGCAAGAUUGGUGGAAAUAUAAUGUCCUUAAACCGUCUUACGUGAUUGACCUGAACAUCUUAUGCUGAUUUAUACGCGACUGUUGAAGAUUUUCCGAUAGUCAGCUUUUUCUGCUAAUCACCAGAGAGUGACUUUCUCGAAAUAAAAAAUUCAUUUUCGGCGUCC